AAAGAGCCAGGGGAUUUCCCCACCAAAAUUUUCAUUCCUUUUUUUUCUCUUUCUUCCGAUUUUACUGAUCAUCUUUUGCUCGCCAAGACUGCCUGGUCGCUCACUUGACACUCAACAACCCUCUUCCUUCUCGUUCUCCCGAUUGUACUGUACCCGUACAAAAGUGGAUCACGACGGCAGCGGCACCCCCACGACGAAAAGUUUGCUCAUGAGCCCGAGACAGCGACACAUGGCCGUGAUAGUUGACCCCCCAAGAACAGACUUAUAGGCCCUACUUCCCUCCAUCCACUAUCCAUCCAUCUGUGAUCCCUUUUCGUUACGAGGUACAGUAAACAGCAACAGAUCGUCACCUAAAUUACUCUACCCGAGUACACUUCGCACUUUCCUUACCUCCCUCCCGCCUAACCUUGCUCACCCCUUUCCCUUUCUCCGCCGCCCCGAUAGAAGGUAAUUAUUAUGGUCAACCUCCUCCUCGUCUUGUUAUUCCCCAUCGGUAUAAUUAUGGCCUUGACGAUCCUGGGCCGUUUCUUCAAGACCGGGCGAUUCUACGCACGUAUUCUAUCCUGCUAUUUCCUCCUGGUCACAUGCGCAGCAUACGGGGUCCUGGCGUCGGUAGCCCUCCGGUUAGUGGGAAAAGUCAGCAUAGCACAAUGGACCACUGCACGAGCGUUCAAGAAUUUAGCCUGCCCGGUCAUCGGGCUAGAAUUCAGGGUGGAGAAUGAGGGUGCAUUAGGCACUCGACCGGCGGUGUUCGUUAGCAAUCAUCAGAGCGAGUUGGAUAUUGUUUUCUUGGGGAGGGUUUUUCCAAAACAUUGCUCGGUUACGGCGAAGCGGAGUUUGAAGUAUAUUCCGUUUUUGGGAUGGUUUAUGGCAUUGAGUGGAACGGUGUUUAUUGAUAGGACGAAUCGGAAAUCAGCUAUUGCGGCGUUUGACAGUGCGAUUCGGGAGAUCAAGGGGAAUAAGCAGUCUGUUUGGAUUUUCCCGGAAGGCACUCGAUCAUACUUUUCCAAGCCGGAACUCCUACCAUUCAAGAAGGGUGCUUUCCAUCUAGCUAUUCAAGCCGGCGUUCCUAUUGUACCGGUUGUCGUCGCAAAUUACUCCCAUAUCUUACACCUCCAAGAGAGAACCUUUGAGCCUGGUGUUAUCAAUGUUAAGGUCUUGGAUCCAAUUGAUACCAAGGGCCUGACAACCGAUGAUGUGGACGCACUGGUCCUGAGUACAAGGGAGGAUAUGUUGAAGGAGCUGAAACUCGUCUCGGCCACUAGCGCAAAGGCAGAGAAGUCGCAAUAGAGCUUCAUGCUCAUCCAAGCACAGCACAUUUGGGGACUCCAGAUAGCGAGUCACUCUCCUGAAAAGAACAAGGAAAUCGUGUAUAAUGGCGCAAGCAAUAGUAUAGCAUGGAGUUUCUUUCCUCUUUCUUUCUCCCUUCCAUCCUGCAUCCCUCCCCUUACCCCCCCCCCGCCAGCCCCUCAUUUCUUCCAACUUGGGGAUGGCCACCCUAGGGUAGACGUUUUCAACUAGACGUUCAGGUUUCAUCGAUAUAAAGACUUGUCUCCAUCUUAUUCCAUCCCGUCGCCCCCCCCCCUUUUCCUCCCCAUCUAUACCAUACCCUCACCUCCAUUACGAGAAGGUCUUCAAUUUUUUUGGUCCCAAAUUUUGUACAAAUUGUAUUGUUCUUACUAGUGGUAGCAGUAUCAUGCGAACAGCAGCGGGGAGGCGUUAUCGUCGUUUUCUCAGUUACCAUGUGUUUGCGGUUUUUUCUGUGUCGUGUGUAACGUGACGGAUUACAAGUUAGCACAAUAUGCCGGCACGAUUGUGAUGAUGUGGCGAGUGAGGCGGAGUGAUGCGGGUGAGAAAUUGUGAUUCUAGUUACCGGUUGAGAACCUAGCUGUUGGGACGCGAGCCCCUCUGUUCCGAGCAGGGGGCAACGGGUGCUCGAGUAUUACCGGUAUUGUCACCGGUUCAACUUGGAAUGGGACGCAAGUCUGGUACCGGUGCUCACGGGAGAGCUCAAUCAAAUACCGGCAUACAGCCACGAGAGAGAAGGUUUGUAAGUGACAGGUUCAACUUGAUUUCUUUGAUAACCUCGCUUCAAUUUUUUAGAUCUACCGGUACUGAACUCGAGUAUGCUACCAUAUUAUGAUCCUUUCUUGAGUGACAGUAUCAUACUGUACUCGAGUAUCAUACAUCCCGAGCAAUUUGUGGAAGCACCCCCCCCCGACCGUGCUCCGGAGCCCCCGCGUAACUUACCCCUCUAUUUCCCUCUAAUUUCAGAAGUAUCCAGACAUCUUUAUGGCAAGGGAGCGCAAACCCCCGGCGCCAAGGUGUCGAGAUAUCUGAAACUCGCGGGUACAGUAUUAGACUGCAUAUUCCCGUCACAAACACACUCCAUAGAUACAGAUAAUACGAUAACCCCACCUCAAGCAAUAUUGAUGAUGAAAAGGGCGUUCGUUCCUCAUUUUUAUCAAACAUUUUGGCAAAAGCGAUGUGAUAUGUCUGCCCGAGAGGCAUAAUAAUAUCACUCUCAAUGAAUCCUCUCGUCCCUGACGCACGUUUGAAUGAGAGAAGGGGGGCUCACAUCAGCAGCAACUCGAGCAAGCGGAAGGAAGUGGGGUUGGAGUUGUGUAAGCAUCGCUCAGCUCAGCUCGCUCUGCCCUUUAUGAUAUCUUGGAUUGGUCGGUUGGUUUAGUCUAGCUCUGCGCUGCGUUGUGGAAUGGACUGGGUGGCAUCAUAGUAUCAUAGGAUGUUGGUGCAUCAUAGUGCCGGCGCCCGUGUGAUAUGUGCCGCUGGGGAUAUGAGCACAGUAUCAUAGUCUUGUGCUUUUAUACCAGGAACUGGAGUAGGGUAGUGCAAGGUGCUGUCCUACAAGCUCUUAUAAAAAGUUGCUUCACUUUCUACGAUAGUCUGGUCGAGGGGAAAGAUGGAUUUGGAUGUUUGGAUGCUACCGGUAUAUCAUAAAUUUUCUAAUACGA
Molecule: messenger RNA, 2972 nt
Organism: Tuber melanosporum (Perigord truffle)
Lineage: Eukaryota; Fungi; Ascomycota; Pezizomycetes; Pezizales; Tuberaceae
Exons: 6
Coding region: 457-1290 (277 amino acids)
Biological process (GO): phosphatidic acid biosynthetic process
Cellular component (GO): endoplasmic reticulum; membrane
Molecular function (GO): 1-acylglycerol-3-phosphate O-acyltransferase activity
Source: RefSeq, a predicted model, not a curated record